AUGCAUAUAUAUGCAGAGGACGAACAUCCGUUUACGUAUGUGGGAGAAAGCGAAAAAGGACCGAAAAAAUGGGGGCAACUAAACCCAGAAUGGCAAAUAUGUGAAAACGGAAAACGACAGUCUCCGAUUAAUCUUGUGCACGCGAAAUCUUCACCUUCGCCGAGCUUGGGGAAGUUGAAGAAAACAUACAAACCAGCCCAUGCUGUAAUAAAAAACAGGGGACAUGAUAUCAUGGUUGCAUGGAGAGGAGAUGCAGGGGGUGUCGUAAUAAACGGGACCGAGUACAAAUUAGUACAAUGCCAUUGGCAUACUCCGUCGGAGCAUCGUGUUAACGGCCGAAGCUUGAAUAUGGAGUUUCAUAUGGUUCAUAACAACUCACAGGGGCAUAUUGCUGUCGUAGGCAUCUUGUAUACAUUGGGUCGCCCCGACACGUUUCUCGAGAAGUUUCUAGAACAUAUUACAUCAUUGGUUGGAGAGGAAGGAAUCGAUCUAGGUAUCGUUAGCCCCCGGGAUAUCAAAUUCGGGAGCAGAAAGUAUUUCCGAUACAUGGGUUCUCUCACCGUUCCACCCUGCACCGAGGGUGUUAUUUGGACUAUCAUCGACAAGGUGAGGACGGUGUCGAGGGAGCAAAUUAGAGCAUUGAGGAAUGCUGUUCAUGAUGUAAGUGACGACGGCAUAAAAUUCUUGAAUCGCUUACGUACUUAAACGAUUUACAUUUUUUUCGGGUACGAUGAAAAUAUACGAGAGUCGAUAUUUAUUUACUGAAGCUAGUUAUUAUAUAUUGUUGCAGGGUUUUGAGGAGAAUGCAAGGCCACCUCAGCCAUGGGGUGGAAGAAACAUAUACCUAUAUGGCCCGG
Messenger RNA from Erythranthe guttata (spotted monkey flower), 857 nucleotides. The record is from RefSeq and is a predicted model, not a curated record. NCBI's taxonomy places the organism in Eukaryota, Viridiplantae, Streptophyta, Magnoliopsida, Lamiales, Phrymaceae.